AUGGCAAAAGGGGAUCCAAGAAAAGAGGGACACUCCAGAGUCCGUCGUCAAAUUCUUUGUCCUGGCUGUGUAGAAUACGGCGGUGGAUAUCCAGGACAAGGUGGUCCUGCCGGCCUCGGUGGUUAUCCAGGACAAGGUGGUCCUGCCGGCCUCGGUGGUUAUCCAGGACAAGGUGGUCCUGCCGGCCUCGGUGGUUAUCCAGGACAAGGUGGUCCUGCCGGCCUCGGUGGUUAUCCAGGACAAGGUGGUCCUGGUGCCUACGGUGGUUAUCCAGGACAGGGUGGUCCUGCCGGCCUCGGUGGUUAUCCAGGACAGGGUGGUCCUGCCGGCCUCGGUGGUUAUCCAGGACAGGGUGGUCCUGCCGGCCUCGGUGGUUAUCCAGGACAAGGUGGUCCUGCCGGCCUCGGUGGUUAUCCAGGACAAGGUGGUCCUGCCGGCCUCGGUGGUUAUCCAGGACAAGGUGGUCCUGCCGGCCUCGGUGAUUAUCCAGGACAGGGUGGUCCUGCCGGCCUCGGUGGUUAUCCAGGACAAGGUGGUCCUGGUGCCUACGGUGGUUAUCCAGGACAAGGUGGUCCUGCCGGCCUCGGUGGUUAUCCAGGACAGGGUGGUCCUGCCGGCCUCGGUGGUUAUCCAGGACAAGGUGGUCCUGGUGCCUACGGUGGUUAUCCAGGACAAGGUGGUCCUGCCGGCCUCGGUGGUUAUCCAGGACAGGGUGGUCCUGCCGGCCUCGGUGGUUAUCCAGGACAGGGUGGUCCUGCCGGCCUCGGUGGUUAUCCAGGACAAGGUGGUCCUGCCGGCCUCGGUGGUUAUCCAGGACAAGGUGGUCCUGCCGGCCUUGGUGGUUAUCCAGGACAAGGUGGUCCUGCCGGCCUCGGUGGUUAUCCAGGACAAGGUGGUCCUGCCGGCCUCGGUGGUUAUCCAGGACAGGGUGGUCCUGCCGGCCUCGGUGGUUAUCCAGGACAAGGUGGUCCUGGUGCCUACGGUGGUUAUCCAGGACAAGGUGGUCCUGCCGGCCUCGGUGGUUAUCCAGGACAGGGUGGUCCUGCCGGCCUCGGUGGUUAUCCAGGACAGGGUGGUCCUGCCGGCCUCGGUGGUUAUCCAGGACAAGGUGGUCCUGCCGGCCUCGGUGGAUAUCCAGGACAAGGUGGUCCUGCCGGCCUCGGUGGUUAUCCAGGACAAGGUGGUCCUGCCGGCCUCGGUGGUUAUCCAGGACAGGGUGGUCCUGCCGGCCUCGGUGGUUAUCCAGGACAAGGUGGUCCUGGUGCCUACGGUGGUUAUCCAGGACAAGGUGGUCCUGCCGGCCUCGGUGGUUAUCCAGGACAGGGUGGUCCUGCCGGCCUCGGUGGUUAUCCAGGACAGGGUGGUCCUGCCGGCCUCGGUGGUUAUCCAGGACAAGGUGGUCCUGCCGGCCUCGGUGGUUAUCCAGGACAAGGUGGUCCUGCCGGCCUCGGUGGUUAUCCAGGACAAGGUGGUCCUGCCGGCCUCGGUGGUUAUCCAGGACAAGGUGGUCCUGCCGGCCUCGGUGGUUAUCCAGGACAGGGUGGUCCUGCCGGCCUCGGUGGUUAUCCAGGACAAGGUGGUCCUGCCGGCCUCGGUGGUUAUCCAGGACAGGGUGGUCCUGCCGGCCUCGGUGGAUAUCCAGGACAAGGUGGUCCUGCCGGCCUCGGUGGUUAUCCAGGACAAGGUGGUCCUGCCGGCCUCGGUGGUUAUCCAGGACAAGGUGGUCCUGCCGGCCUCGGUGGUUAUCCAGGACAAGGUGGUCCUGCCGGCCUCGGUGGUUAUCCAGGACAAGGUGGUCCUGCCGGCCUCGGUGGUUAUCCAGGACAGGGUGGUCCUGCCGGCCUCGGUGGUUAUCCAGGACAAGGUGGUCCUGGUGCCUACGGUGGUUAUCCAGGACAAGGUGGUCCUGCCGGCCUCGGUGGUUAUCCAGGACAGGGUGGUCCUGCCGGCCUCGGUGGUUAUCCAGGACAGGGUGGUCCUGCCGGCCUCGGUGGUUAUCCAGGACAAGGUGGUCCUGCCGGCCUCGGUGGUUAUCCAGGACAAGGUGGUCCUGCCGGCCUCGGUGGUUAUCCAGGACAAGGUGGUCCUGCCGGCCUCGGUGGUUAUCCAGGACAAGGUGGUCCUGCCGGCCUCGGUGGUUAUCCAGGACAUGGUGGUCCUGCCGGCCUCGGUGGUUAUCCAGGACAAGGUGGUCCUGCCGGCCUCGGUGGUUAUCCAGGACAGGGUGGUCCUGCCGGCCUCGGUGGAUAUCCAGGACAAGGUGGUCCUGCCGGCCUCGGUGGUUAUCCAGGACAAGGUGGUCCUGCCGGCCUCGGUGGUUAUCCAGGACAAGGUGGUCCUGCCGGCCUCGGUGGUUAUCCAGGACAAGGUGGUCCUGCCGGCCUCGGUGGUUAUCCAGGACAAGGUGGUCCUGCCGGCCUCGGUGGUUAUCCAGGACAGGGUGGUCCUGCCGGCCUCGGUGGUUAUCCAGGACAAGGUGGUCCUGGUGCCUACGGUGGUUAUCCAGGACAAGGUGGUCCUGCCGGCCUCGGUGGUUAUCCAGGACAGGGUGGUCCUGCCGGCCUCGGUGGUUAUCCAGGACAGGGUGGUCCUGCCGGCCUCGGUGGUUAUCCAGGACAAGGUGGUCCUGCCGGCCUCGGUGGUUAUCCAGGACAAGGUGGUCCUGCCGGCCUCGGUGGUUAUCCAGGACAAGGUGGUCCUGCCGGCCUCGGUGGUUAUCCAGGACAAGGUGGUCCUGGUGCCUACGGUGGUUAUCCAGGACAAGGUGGUCCUGCCGGCCUCGGUGGUUAUCCAGGACAAGGUGGUCCUGCCGGCCUCGGUGGUUAUCCAGGACAGGGUGGUCCUGCCGGCCUCGGUGGUUAUCCAGGACAAGGUGGUCCUGCCGGCCUCGGUGGUUAUCCAGGACAAGGUGGUCCUGCCGGCCUAGGUGGUUAUCCAGGACAAGGUGGUCCUGCCGGCCUCGGUGGUUAUCCAGGACAAGGUGGUCCUGCCGGCCUCGGUGGUUAUCCAGGACAGGGUGGUCCUGCCGGCCUCGGUGGUUAUCCAGGACAGGGUGGUCCUGCCGGCCUCGGUGGUUAUCCAGGACAAGGUGGUCCUGCCGGCCUCGAUGGUUAUCCAGGACAAGGUGGUCCUGGUGCCUACGGUGGUUACCCAGGACAAGGUGGUCCUGCCGGCCUCGGUGGUUAUCCAGGACAAGGUGGUCCUGCCGGCCUCGGUGGUUAUCCAGGACAAGGUGAUCCUGGUGCCUACGGUGGUUAUCCAGAACAAGGUGGUUCUGCCGGCUACGUUGGUAAUCCAGGACAAGGUGGUCCUGGUGGCUAUGGUGGUGCUGGUGGUUAUCCAGGCCCUGCCGCCGACGGUUACCAAUUCCGGAGGCCCGCACCCGGCGAUCCAAUCAGGCAUGUGCCUAUAGGCUGA
Messenger RNA from Uloborus diversus, 3417 nucleotides. Its product is annotated as collagen alpha-2(IV) chain-like. The transcript has a single exon. Bases 1 to 3417 code for a protein of 1138 amino acids. The record is from RefSeq and is a predicted model, not a curated record. NCBI's taxonomy places the organism in Eukaryota, Metazoa, Arthropoda, Arachnida, Araneae, Uloboridae.